UUGAUAACGAAGCUAACGUUAGAGUCAUCAAUUUGCACCCAGGAGCCAUCGUUCAGUAAUGUGCAACACCUCGGCUGGAAUUUACACUCGUUCCAAUGAUUAUGGCGCUUCGCUGGGGUAUAGUAGGCGCUGGGAGUAUCGCGGAAAAGUUUAUCGACGCGCUAAGUACGAAUUUAACCACGGUAGAACAUAAGGUCGUUGCAAUCUGCAGCCAUGACGAAGAACGUGCUAAGAGUUUCGCGACAAAGUUUAAAAUCCAACGAUUCUACGCGGAUUACAAAAGUUUGGCGCAAGACGACAUGGUGGAAAUUGCUUAUAUAGCCGUUUUGAACCCACAACAUUACGAAGUUUGCCUCCUCAUGCUGCGCUACGGAAAGCAUAUUUUGUGUGAAACCCCAUUUUGCAUGAACGAGUGGCAGACUGACAAGGUCCUGCAGUACGCCAGGCAUCAUGAACUUUUCGCUAUUGCCGGAAUAUGGUCAAGAUUUUUCCCAUCAUACCAGCAUCUCAAGGCCAUGAUGGAAAGAAGGGAAAUCUUCGACAUCCGAGAGAUUUACGUGAAGCACGGUCUGAAAAGUGAUACGAAUCGGCGAGUAACACACAAAGCGUUAGGUGGCGGAGUUGUUCUGGACCUGGGUGCGUACGCAAUUCAGUUCGUUCUCCUCUGCUACAACGAGUAUCCAAAAUCCAUAAAAGCGACUGGGAAAAUCAACAGUGAUAAUGUCGACAUGUAUUUCGAAGCAGAUUUAAUGUUCUCGGGGAACCGAAUGGCGCGAAUUGUUUGCUCGGGUUUGGAAACAUACGACAACCAGGCGGUGAUCAUCUCGAAAAAAGGAACCGUUUGUCUUCCGUCCUACUGUUGUCCCCUCUCACUUAUUGAGCCCGAUUGCAACAUACGAACCUGGUGGAUCCCCGAAACAGAAAAAUACUCCAACGCAACCAAUUCUUGCAAUUACCUCGGACUGAGAUAUGAGGCAGAUGAGGCGGCCAAGUGCAUUCGAGCGAAAAGCAUUUACUCUCGAGUUCUAUCCCACGACGAAAUGAUUUUAAUUGCGCGAAUUCAAGAUGAAAUUAGGCGACAGAUUGGAGUGCGGUAUGACUGUGAUAAGAGGUGACUUCUCCACACCCUAAUCAAACCUGAAUUGUGAUUUAUGCAGUGACACAGUUAAUCAUGAAUUAUAUAAAGUCUAGGGAAUUUUGUUUUUAUUCAUUA
Molecule: messenger RNA, 1213 nt
Organism: Hermetia illucens (black soldier fly)
Lineage: Eukaryota; Metazoa; Arthropoda; Insecta; Diptera; Stratiomyidae
Product: trans-1,2-dihydrobenzene-1,2-diol dehydrogenase-like
Exons: 3
Coding region: 96-1115 (339 amino acids)
Molecular function (GO): nucleotide binding
Source: RefSeq, a predicted model, not a curated record